Messenger RNA from Colias croceus (clouded yellow), 660 nucleotides. RefSeq names its product GILT-like protein F37H8.5. NCBI's taxonomy places the organism in Eukaryota, Metazoa, Arthropoda, Insecta, Lepidoptera, Pieridae. Gene Ontology annotation, molecular function: oxidoreductase activity, acting on a sulfur group of donors, disulfide as acceptor. The transcript has a single exon. The record is from RefSeq and is a predicted model, not a curated record. Bases 10 to 645 code for a protein of 211 amino acids.
AAUAGCAACAUGGCGGUCAAGAGUUAUUUAAUUUGUGUUUUAUUAUGUGCUUUACUACAAAUAUCGCAUGGACAAGUGCGUCUCGUGGAUGGGAAGAUUAAAAUGCAAAUUGGCACAACAGCGAGGUGUCCAGAUGCAAUGAGGUUCAUGACACAAUUAGUGCCAGUGUAUGAGAAAUACAAGCAGUUCCUUGAUAUUGAAUUCGUACCGUGGGGAAGAGCAAGAAGAGACGAGAGUGGUCAGCUCAGUUGCCAGUUUGGCGUCAACGGUUGUUGGGCAAACCGCUUCCAUAGAUGCGUUCUUCACUUGUUAAAAGAUAACCAGGACGCGGCAAUAAAGUUCAUGCAGUGUGAGUUCACUGACGCCUUGCCUGGAUUUUCAGGUAGCUAUUACUGUGCGACUCAUGUGGGUCUGCGUUUGAUCGAGGUGGAUAACUGUAUGGCGACAACAGGAGAUGCUCUGGAGGGACCAGCUGAAGCGGCCGCUGCAGAUCCCAUUAGAAUUAUAAACUUCGUCCCUUAUAUUGUGUUUAAUGGUGGUAUCGAUCGUCAUACCUCGACCCAAGCGAGGAACCGACUUGAAAGUGUUAUUUGUUUUGCAUUGGCUGAUACUCCGGGCACUGGUGUGACUCACUGUAAAAUAUAAAAUAACUAAUAACGA